Bacillus rossius redtenbacheri is the source of this 5233-nucleotide messenger RNA. RefSeq lists its product as uncharacterized. The coding region runs from base 3384 to 4247 and encodes 287 amino acids. The transcript is spliced from 3 exons. The record is from RefSeq and is a predicted model, not a curated record. NCBI's taxonomy places the organism in Eukaryota, Metazoa, Arthropoda, Insecta, Phasmatodea, Bacillidae.
UCUAAUGGAGUCAUGUUGCAGUAACAGGAGUGCCGGGGUGAGAUGCAUUAACUUUCUCCCAAUCGCUCAAAAACUGUUAUAUCAAAGUCUGCAUCAGCCGCCACCAACAAGGAUUCUCCUCUGGUGAUCCUCUGUCUGCUGAAACGUUGGGGAAAAUCGCCAUCCAGACGAUGUCAAACUGCUCCCUUAAAACCAUCCUAUUGUUCUCAUUAAAUCAGUGGUCAAGUCUUGCGAGAUUUGUUAUAUAUAUAGUCAAAAACUUUGAUUAAAAACCUAUGUUGUGCAAGUUGCGAUGUUUGUAACUGUUGUGUAAAAGAAAAACUCAGACACGUGAUACAAUAUAACAGCGACUUUUUUAUAUACACAACAGGGAGCGGCAAUCUGUAACGAAACAUUGUUACAGAUGAACUUUUUGCAUUGGUUUUGUGAAUCGAUAUAUAUUUAGUUUUCAGUGCCAUGUUUGUUUGAUAUAUUGAAGUAUGUGCUAUGGUAUUGGAAUUGGGAUAUUGUAUGUACAUUACUCUAUGCUUAGGAAGGAGUUUUAAAAAUGAAUGGAAGAAUUGAUAUCCUCGAAAAGGAAAUAAUUAAAAAGAAAUACGAAGGCCGUGUUUUUCCUUUUGAAAUGAUAAUCGUAUAAGAUUAUAUUUUAUGAGUGAAGAAAUUAACUAAAUACAAUCGAGUCUGUCGACUAAUACUGAGUACUCGUCGGAAUUUCAGAAGUCCAAAGGUAUGAAUUUCGUUCUCUACCAUUGACAACAGUUGGCCGGGAUUUAUAAUUAAAACAUUAUAAUAUAAACUAUAUCGUGGUGUGCAUUAAUAUUGGAACCCAAUUUUAAUAUUGACAAUAACUUUUGUGUUUUUAAAUGAUGUGCCCAACCUAACUUCCAGUCAUUUAACAAACAUUUGAGCUGACACAAAUGGUUUAUUUGUUCAUAAUUUUGCAUACUUAAUUAUAAUUUUCCAUAUACUAUCACAGAUUCAAGCUAACCAUAUUGUUCGAGCUUUAUUUAUUGUGUAGAAUCUGUAUUCCAGUAUUGAGGAUUAGCCUAUAAGAAUUUUUUUUAUUUUUAUUUUGUAAUUAUAACACAGAAUAUUAUACAUGCACACACACUCACAGAGAAAAUUUUUAUUCACAAUGAAACUCCUAACGUUAGUAUUAGAGCGCGCAUCUUAAAAUUUCACUCUCAUCCUUUUUUCAUAACGCGCCUUGCUCACUGCGCCUUGUUAGCCGCCCAGUUUGACUCACGGCGCAAUCCAUUGCCGGCCAGGACCUCGUGUUAGACAUCGGGACUUCAUUCAUCAGUGUCUAGGACCUGAGUGUCUCGCACCUGCCCGCAGAGUAGAAGGCAUUCCCUUCUGGGAAUAUCCACCCUAGCUGAUCCGGCUGUUUCCCCCAACCCUACCAAGGAAUUUGCACUAAGUCAAAGACGAGCCAAUGGCCAAUUAACUUAGAAUGCUGCAAAAGAAAAGAAGAUUAUUGUCGGGUGACAGUGUGAUGCACUUACAAUAUAAUAAGUAAUUUGUAAUUUGGUAUUGUCCCGUGAUGCAUUGUAUACUGUUCUGUCUAUGCACCUUACACUUAACAAUUUAUCAAAAUUUCUGCCUACUGGGUGUAUUGGAUUGGUGCACAGGCACCUGGCUUUGGGGGGGGGGGGGGGGGUGUCUUCCUUCCCCUGCCUCUGUAUGAGAAUGGUAUGUGACUUCUUGUAACGGUUCGUUACAUACAAAAAUAAACAUAUGUUCAACGCCGAUUGUAAUUUUUGUUGUUUUAUUUUUUUCACUAGAAUGCACAGACGAAUCCAAACACUUCCAACGUUUCACUCACUCGUUCAACACUUACAUCUGCCCGUCAAAAAAUGCUCGCAGCUUGCGCAAUGAGAAUUAACGAAAAUAGCGUCCUUCAGUAAUAUUUUACUGUAAGUACAAGAAGACAGUGCGGCCUCGAAACAGGCCGCACCCAGCGAAACCGAAUUUCGCCCCGAGCCAAACGCCGACGAAGGUGAUUACAAUUUCUAAUUUGUUACUGUCCGAAUGAAAAUAAAAAAAAAAAAUUAGGUUAACUUAAUACUCGUCCUGGCUCUGACCACCAACGUUAAAUUAUCUCUUCACAAAUUCUACAUAAUUUGGCGAGAAGCCACCGAACGCGACCUACUGGUGCAGCAAUUGGCAGACGACUGGUGAAAUCCUGCCACUGUCUCCUCCACGCAGGGAGGAGAAAUCACAUGACCUCACCGACCAAUCACACGCACGCUUCUUUCACACUUACAGAUACAAGCCAAUAGGAAAACAGAACACACACUGAAAACAGUUUUCUCUCCAUAGAGCCAGGGACUUUACAUUCUCCUUCUCUCUCCCACACCGUGAGACAGCAGUUAUCACACAUUUCCCACGACCAGUGGGGAAUCCCAGCUUUCGUCUCUCUCUUACUGGGGAAUCACUGUUUCGUUCUCACUCACACUUACAGGCCUCUCAUGCCUCUCUUUUUAACCAUCACACCAGACACAGUCCCGUGUUCUAGAAUCAUUCCACACGUUAAUUAAAAUUAAGAACAGCAAUCCCAACACAAAUUACUUGACAAAAUUCAACUUAUUUAGAAAAACCUGAAAAAGUAGGCCCAAACAGGCAAAAAUCUAGUAAAACGGCUCAUUUGUGAAUAAUUACAUAAAAAAUUGUCUAAUAAAAUACAAAAUACCUUCUUAAAACACAUAGCAAGUGAAAAAUAUCAACCCUAAAAUAUAUAACAAACGGUAAAAUAUAAUUAUAAAGACUUUUUAAGAAAUGUUUACAUGCAUAAAAAUAGUUUAAAAGAAAAAUAUUGAGCUAGGAGGGCAGGGAUCUUGCAACGUUACAAUCUUUACUCACGGACGUCUGGGUACUGUGGAGGCUGCUGGGCGGCUGGUCCUUCUGGGAGAUGGAGCAGGCUGGGCUGAAAAGAGCUGUUGAGGCUUCCACAUGGGUUCCCUUUUUCCCCUAAAGUAUAUGCACGUAAUCUCUGUAUAUCAGUUUAUUUGCGAAGGAUACAGAAGCGGGGGUGACCUGGCCUAGAACUGGUAGACUCUCCCUACUCUACGGCCUCUAAGUAGGCAGGUCCUGGACUUAAAGCCCGCCCCACACGAUGCCCAUUUCCUUAGCAGUUUUCAUGUUAUUUUUAUGCUAGCGCGCCUGCUCCCGUGUGGGUAACUUUCCAGCACCCUUCCAAGGGGUCUGGCUAUGGGUAUAAAAGUUUUCAUACCCAAAGUCUUAGCCAAAACCGUAAUAGAACGUGUCCUAUUUUUCUGCUACGAAAUCUGUUGUUGAAUUACCCAUGAUCCUCCUCAACCAAUCAUAGCUGCGUAUAUUGGUCACGUGUCCUUCCGGGUUUUCAAAAUAAAGUAACUAUCAACAUGGCGGCCAAGUGGUGUGUGGAACAUGUGGAAUGUUUGAUUGAAAAUUAUGAGAAAUACCCUUGUCUCUACAACGUGAAAAGCCCCAUAUAUCAUAAUAAACACGCAAGAAAUGAAGCGCUGGCAGCUAUAGCAAGUGCUGUGUCAGAGUUGAGGCCUGGGACUUCUGUCGACGAAGUGAAGAAUAAGUUUGCAAAACUGCGAUCUCACUUCGUCGCUGAAUUCAGCAAGAAGAAAACCUCAGAGAAGAGUGGGACCGGUACUGAUGAGAUUUAUGAACCAAAUUUUUGGUAUUAUAAGAAACUCUUUUUUCUUAUAAACCACAUUGUUCCGAGGAAGGGUGUGGAAACAAAGUUAAAAGUUGCACCUGCAUCGAGGGUGUGGGAGCCUUUAGUGGUUUAUGAUGAAGAUCAGUCGCUUUCAGAAGCACCCAAUGAAAGCCAGGAUUCAACGACAUCAAACCAGGCUAUUUCACUGUCAUGUCAGUCUCGGGCACAUAUAGCCGAGGGACAGCCCGGGCCCUCUGCAGAGCUGUGCAAGACCAUGGAACAGCCCCCCGUCACAGGACAUACAGGGACUUCAGCCUCAUUAGACAGUGUUGCGUGUACACCAAAAUCGCAUAAAAAACAAAAAAUUUCUACACCUUCUGAGGAUGGGUACACGGCAGUCCUCAACAGUGUUGUCGACGAACUCAAAAAGGAACCACCACGCCUCACGGUAAAUGAGCGCUUUGGCCAGUGGUUAGGUUGUGCGUUAGACAGCAUAAAAGAUCGGGGUGUCUGCAUGGCAGCCAAACAUGACAUAAUGAGAAUAAUUAUGGGAGCUGAAUUGGAUGACUCCCAUACAUCUAAUUUGCUCAAAUGAUGUUACAUCAAGCUUAUGUGUUUUUCUUUGUAUUUGCGUACCUUUUUUCUGUAAAUUUGUAAAUUGUAAAAUAAAAAUGUUACUUAUUAACUUGUAAAAUAAAAAUUAUACUUUUUUCUUAUAGUAGUUACGAAUUUUAAGAGACAGGUUUCAAAUUUUUAGUUCCUGCAUGCGUAUGUGUGCAAGAUUGUAUGUAAAUAGUGUUAUUCAUACUAAAUACAAAAAAAAAAUUAUAUUUCAUUUGGGUAAUUUACCUACUUAACUGAAUAAUAAUCAUUACUGGGCAUAAAUUGAGGUGAUCAUUCAUAUAAAAAAGCAAUGGUUUUAUUUUGUAACAUAAAAAGCCAAAUACUUAAUAUAUGUAGGUUUUUGUUUAUGUUUUAGAUACUAUCAAUCAUAUUCACACCACUACAUAUUUGUGCUCGUAGAAAAUUUUCUGUUUGGAGAACAUUAAACUAUCUCUGUUUAUAUAAUGAAAGUAUUUUCUGUUUUGGUAUUGAAUUUUCCAGCCCAUUGUUUGGCUUUUAUAUUUCCCUCAAUAUAUGAUCCAAGAAUACAACCACUGGGGUCAAAUUGUUUAAUGUAUUAAAUUAUUUAUAUUUAUCCUUCUGCAAUCAAUAAUCCUGUUAAACAGCUAACAAAAUAAUAAGUAUGGAUACUACAAUUAUUUAUAUUUUCAAAUAAGUGUUAAAAUAUUAUAUGCUCUCAGUUACAAAACAUAUUGUUAUUAACAAAAUAAAAGCUGGAUACUUAAUCCUGCAACAUUUAAUGCCUGGCAGAUAAAUUUAAUAUAUAAAAAUCAACGCUUGUUUGUUAGUGUUUUAUGUGCUACCAUCUCUUUAAUCCGAUUGCAAUAAACAUGUGUCAACAGAAUGCUUGCAUUUGUUGAAGGUUAUAGGGACAGUACAAAUAUUACAUAUCAUAGGAUUUCAUAUAAUGUAUUCAUUAUUGACAAGAAAAUAAAUAUUUUAUCAUUCCUAGUUAAA